UUCUUCUUUUCUUUCUUUUUUUGCAACCCCUGUUGUUAUACUGAAACCCCAACGUAUCUAUUAUUUAUAUAAAGAAUGCAUUAUUACAAUCAAGACAAAGACAAUCCUAACCUCAAUAGUCAACUGUUUGGACAGUCCUUUGAGGAAAUGAACAGCAACUCUUUUCUUGACUUUGAAACAAGUCAUAGUUUGCCAACUCACUAUAACACUUCUGGACAAGACUUUCUUUCUUUUGGUAAAGACGAUAUAAGUUUCUUGAAUGAAAAUAUCUUUUUGGACAAUCAACAACAAAUUCUCUUGUCAGAUCCUAGUUUUGUUCGACAACAACAAUUGCUUCAACAACAAGAAAAACAAAAAACAACAGAAACUACGCCUGUUCGUUCCAACUUGUCUGCCAUGUUUGACAUAAACAAGACGCCGCAAGUACAGCCGAUACAGUUGGUCACAGGUCACCAAACAAGUCCAAAGCCUAUACCCAUUGCAUCUACAAAUCACUUGUCAUCUUCUGUACCUUCUGAUCCUGUUGAUCAUCAACGUCGUUUCAAUGAACUUCAAGCAAGAUUUAGAAAACUAUCUACAGAGCCUUUAGGAUCCUCUGUACCUACACACUACGACAGUAAGUUGCUCUCGUCUUCAUUUACAGAGGGCAGUAUACGACGCAAAUCAUCCCUGGAUCCUUCUAGUACGAAACCUAUACUCCGAAUCAACCGAGAAGGCGGUAAGAUCAAAUCAAACAAGUCCUCGAAUAUGGCUAUUCCUUCCCCCAAUAGCAACACGACGAAUGCUUCUUCAUUCCCUUCUCGCACUAUGCCCAUUCAAAUCCAACGUGUCCAGAGAGCCAGUCCAUCUCAACCAUUUGAUUUAGAACAACGACAAAAAAGACUGGAUGAUCAGCUUGUCAAGGUAGAUUUUGAUGAUAUCACAGUGGCCGAAUUGAAGGAAAUGUUACGUCAACGAGGUAAACCAGCUACAGGUAAAAAAGCCGUGUUAUUACAGCGUCUACAAGAUGAGCGUGAAAUGAUAUGCCACGCAAGAACGCAUGGUAUCCCUAUCCUGAACCGCAAUGCACCACCACAACUGACAGAAGGAAGUAGUCCUGUUAUGCAGUCGCCAUUGACAGAUCAUGCAGCUUCUUUACCUGAAUCAAUGUAUCUCUCGAGUUCACCUAUGUCGACUUCUUUGGGUGGCUUAAACCGGUCCAUUGCAGAUAUGCAUAUUGGCUCACCACCACCACCACCACCUGUUCAACCAUCACGCCGAUUCGCACCUUAUACAGCAACAAGGUCGAAUAUGAUUUCGAAUUAUUCAUCUUCUAUGCCUACAGGUCAUCUUGACGCGAUGAUGAUGAUGCAACCUACUCAACCUAGUCUUAGAACGUAUGCCCCAUUUGCCCCUUCUGCAUUAGCCACACCUGAUAAAGAGGACGAGCAUAAUCCCUUUGAUGAUUAUAAUAACACCAUGGAUUGGACAGAUCCUUCCCUUGAUUUCUUGCUUCAAAAUGGUAAGUAACUUGUUUGCUGGAAUUAAGGCUCACAAAAGAAAGGCAUAGGUGAUUUUCAAGGUAAAUCAACUGAAGAAAUUUUGUCCAUGUUGUAUACAGAUGAAUUUGCUCAAGACACCAUGGGUCCUGAUUUGGCAAGUGUCAUGUUUGACAACAGCAUGGCUAUCGAUAAACCAUAAUAUAUACAUAACCUUAUAGACAUUGUUCUCUUUAAUGCAUUUAUCUACUGUAUUUCUCAUUUUUUCUUUUUUUGCUUUGUUUUGUUUUUUCUCUCCUUUUUACAUAAUCAUCAUCAUCUAUUUCAUUUAAUAAACCAUAAAACUCGAUUAGGACACAAGGCUUGUCGAUUCAUC
Messenger RNA from Gilbertella persicaria, 1854 nucleotides. RefSeq lists its product as uncharacterized. The transcript is spliced from 2 exons. The record is from RefSeq and is a predicted model, not a curated record. NCBI's taxonomy places the organism in Eukaryota, Fungi, Mucoromycota, Mucoromycetes, Mucorales, Choanephoraceae. The coding region runs from base 76 to 1509 and encodes 477 amino acids.